Molecule: messenger RNA, 1357 nt
Organism: Ceratitis capitata (Mediterranean fruit fly)
Lineage: Eukaryota; Metazoa; Arthropoda; Insecta; Diptera; Tephritidae
Exons: 2
Coding region: 384-1232 (282 amino acids)
Source: RefSeq, a predicted model, not a curated record
UUGACAAACAGAAGUUUGAGAACGAAAAAUUUUCAAACGAAUACAUUUUUUCACAAUUUAUUCUCACCUACUUUCCUGCCGCUGCAAAACGUCGAAAAUCAAUUAAAAUAAAUCAAUUAUUCUUGGCGCUUAAAAUUUUCCGAAAAUCAGUUAAAAAUAUUCCUUAGAAAAUUUGAACUCGCGCAAAAACGUUUGGAAAAAAAUUGCUGAAACCAAAUUUGAAAUAGAACAAAUAAUUUCACAAAAAAACUAAAGAUACAUCGAUGGUGGUGUGAACUUGGAAAAGCUGUAAACUUUUAAGUAGUUGUUGUACUAAAGUCUUAUCUUAGCGUCUUUUCUUCUGAAAAAUAACUAAGUGUGAUAAAUUUUUUUGAAAAUGUACCAUGGACUCACCCGAACCGCUUAAGACGCAUUAUGUGCGUUGUUUGAAAUGCGGCGAAAUUCUCGAAUGCUCACGCUACGACACCAACGCUCUGCUUGAACACAUUCGUACCAAUCACACUGAAGUUGAAAUUGUUGAAAACGGUAUGCCGCUUAACGGUCAUACUACAAUACGCGAGGCAGCUGGCAAAAUAGUCGCGCCGAAUGAUACGAACAACACGGACGUUAAGAAUGCCACAAUGUUUGAACGUGGCGACGCUGGCAAACGAAGUGAGGAUUAUAAAGAUUUUCAGCCACCUUCCACAUCCUCACGCGAACGCCUGCACAUACGCUCCCAUAAAGGUCUCUUUCAAAUCCCAGUCGAUGGCUCACAACGUGACUUGUCCAACUGUGAUCAAAGCAACGGCACCAGCGCUGUCUACACACGUCGCUACCAAGUGAAUAUACCCAGUCCACCGGCAUACGACGAGAAACCCAGCCGCAGCCUCUACCGCACCUCCAUCGAGAAGUGGCGUCCGGCCAACGGCACCAUUUACUGUCCAAAAUGUGGCGUCAAUCGUCGUCCACUCAUACGCACGCAAGCCGAACGCAGUUCGAAUAAUUCUUGUUGCGCCGCCUGCAUUCUUGGCUGUUGGCCCUUCUGCUUCCUGCCCUUCCUGUUGCCGAACGACAAUAAGGAGUAUCUGCAUUGUUCAAAUUGCAAGGCCUUCUUGGGUUUAUAUGAUCGCACCAAUAAUUGUGUCAGACCGAAUCGCGAGUAUUGCCAAACGGAUGAGACGGUAAUAAAAGAGACGGAUAUGCGUUUAGAGGAUGAUGAUGGCAAAGACAAACGGAAUUGUCGUUGCGCGUGAAGUGUGUAAUUUGUAUAUUUUUUGCGUACUUUUUGUGAGUAAUUCUUUUAUAGCACAUAACAUGUUCUUCGGCAUUUUAUAUAUAAAAAAUAACUUUAUGAGAGCUUUAAGCUUACGAACUUGCA